Molecule: messenger RNA, 871 nt
Organism: Drosophila innubila
Lineage: Eukaryota; Metazoa; Arthropoda; Insecta; Diptera; Drosophilidae
Gene: Rpe
Product: ribulose-phosphate 3-epimerase
Exons: 3
Coding region: 86-751 (221 amino acids)
Biological process (GO): carbohydrate metabolic process; pentose-phosphate shunt; pentose-phosphate shunt, non-oxidative branch
Cellular component (GO): cytosol
Molecular function (GO): metal ion binding; D-ribulose-phosphate 3-epimerase activity
Source: RefSeq, a predicted model, not a curated record
AUUUCGAGCAUUAGCUCCCCUUAGUUUGACCUCAACAGAAAACACAGCUUCUGCUUAUCGUUGUACCUGCAAUAACAGCAACAAAAUGCCAAUUCAAGCCAAAAUCGGACCCUCAAUUCUAAAUGCCGACUUGGCCAAUUUGGCUGAGGAAUCUCAAAAGUUGCUGGACAAUGGAGCGGAUUAUUUGCAUCUGGACGUAAUGGAUGGCAACUUUGUGCCAAAUCUAACAUUCGGACAUCCCAUGGUGAAGUGUUUGCGCAACAAAAUCAAGGAUGCCUUCUUUGAGACGCACAUGAUGGUGGAAAAUCCAGAGCAGUGGAUAGCGCCCAUGGCAGAUGCAGGUGUGAAUCUCUACACAUUCCACAUAGAGCCGGUAAAGGAUGUGCCCAAGGUCAGUCGACUGAUACAGGAGGCGGGCAUGAAAGUGGGCUUGGCCAUUAAGCCCGGCACCAAGGUGGAGCAAAUUGAGAAAUAUAUCGAUAUUGCUGAUCUCGUGCUGGUAAUGACAGUGGAGCCUGGCUUUGGUGGACAAUCAUUUAUGGCCGACAUGAUGCCCAAAGUGGAGUGGCUGCGCAGCCAUUAUCCCAACCUCGAUAUCGAAGUAGACGGCGGCGUUGGUCCAAAGACCAUCGAAUGCUGUGCCAAGUCGGGUGCCAAUUGGAUUGUGUCUGGCACAGCUGUAGUUGGUGCCUCCGAUCAGCGUCAGGUCAUCAGCGAUAUGCGUGGAGUUGUGCAGCGUUACAUUAAAUAAUAUGCGGUGCAUUUCCAAUAAAUUUACUACCUUUUUAAGUCCAAAGUGUUUAACAAAACAAACAAUUCCAUUUAUAACGAAAUUCUUUGUAUAAGAUUAAAAGACAAGUUUUGCAUUUUA